UCACCUCACUGCUCAAAAUUUCUACUCCGCGAUUGCGCUCCAAACCCACUAGAGCUCUGCUCGGCACAACGAUGUGAAGCAGGACCGGCGCUUUGGUACGGGCCAGUAGAUGAUGGAUUAUGAUGAGCGCGUGCCUGUUGGGUCUAAUAUGUAUUUGCCUAACUGCACUUACUACGUUUCCGGAACGGACUUUUCCAGCCUUCCUCCUUUUCUGCCCCAGACUCCGUCUACUUGCCCCAUGACAUACUCCUACUCAUCGUCUAGUCUGCCCCAGGUUCAGUCCGUCCGAGAGGUAGCUUUCAGAGACUAUGCCAUUGACCCUGCCAGCAAGUGGCACCACCGGGCCAAUCUGCCACACUGCUACGCGCCAGAAGACAUGGUGCACCGAGACUGUCUGCCCAACCCGGGGACUUUGGGGGACAUGUUCUCGAAAAACAGCUCGGCUGUUUACCACUCGGGUUCCGGCCAUGCUUCCGGCGUGUAUGGCAGCGUCGGAAGGAACGGGGUUUUGCCCCAGGCUUUUGAUCAGUUUUUCGAAACCGCUUACGGUAACGUGGAGAAUCAAAGCAGCGAGCACGCAGCGAGCAGAUCGAACAGCAGUAAAGCCCCUCCAGCAGCUGCGGCAGCCCUCAGCUCGGGUACAGAGCCAUGCCGGGACCUCGAGGAGGCAGACCGCCGCGAGGAGACCAGCAGUCCCGAAUCGUCUUCCGGCAACAACGAGGAAAAAUACGCGAGCACAAAUGGACAAAAAACCCGCAAGAAGAGAUGCCCCUACUCCAAGUAUCAAAUAAGGGAACUGGAAAGAGAAUUUUUCUUUAGCGUUUACAUAAACAAAGAGAAGAGGCUGCAGCUAUCCAGGAUGCUUAACCUCACCGAUCGUCAAGUGAAAAUCUGGUUUCAAAACAGGAGAAUGAAGGAAAAAAAGUUGAACAGAGACCGUUUACAGUACUACUCGGCAAACCCUUUGCUGUAGAGGUUGUGUGUGUGUGUGUGCGUGCGUGCGUGUGUGUGUGUGUGAGAGAGAGAGAGAUAGGGUGAACUUCAAGGUCGCGGCGCCUGCACAUUCCAGGAGCAGAUCUGAAGGUCCAGAAACCUCAUUUCACCAUAUAUAGGCUAUGCAAUAUCGGCAAUAUUAUUAUUAUUAUUAUUAUUAUUAUUAUUAUUAUUAUUAUUAUUAUUAUUAUUAUUGCAUCGCCAUUCACUCAGCAGUGUCAGAUACAUUUUACAGGGUUUUUUUUUUAAAUCUUUUAUUGUUUUAGCCUAUGGCUUUAUUUUCUGACGAUCAUGAUGUGUACUCUAUAUUUAUAAAUGUGAUAUGUAUACCUGUUCAAAAAACAAUGAAUAGAGGGUAAGUUCUACAGAAAGAAAUUCAUUUAAUGG
This is a messenger RNA of Neoarius graeffei (lesser salmon catfish), 1380 nucleotides long. RefSeq names its product homeobox A11b (gene hoxa11b). Gene Ontology annotation, molecular function: DNA-binding transcription factor activity, RNA polymerase II-specific; RNA polymerase II cis-regulatory region sequence-specific DNA binding. Gene Ontology annotation, cellular component: nucleus. The transcript is spliced from 2 exons. Gene Ontology annotation, biological process: anatomical structure development; regulation of transcription by RNA polymerase II. The record is from RefSeq and is a predicted model, not a curated record. NCBI's taxonomy places the organism in Eukaryota, Metazoa, Chordata, Actinopteri, Siluriformes, Ariidae. The coding region runs from base 110 to 973 and encodes 287 amino acids.